Microthlaspi erraticum is the source of this 4317-nucleotide messenger RNA. The record is from the annotation of a GenBank genome assembly. Lineage: Eukaryota; Viridiplantae; Streptophyta; Magnoliopsida; Brassicales; Brassicaceae.
AUGGAUAUUAUUACUCUCACCAAUUCAACUCUGCUCUACAUGGACUCAAACCUGGAACGUUUAAGCGACAUAUAUCCUUCCUUUGAGCUUUUCUUAAGGUUGGGAGCAAAUGUAGUUACUCUUCUUCUUGUUUUGAUUCUCACUGUCACAGUAAUGAGAAGAAAUGGUAGAUGUAACACAAGGAAAAGCUACAUUGAGAAGAGUGUGUUGUAUGUAAUACCUGCACUUGGAGCAUGUUUGUCUUGCGUGGACCUUGUGGUGCUUGUCAUGAGGACAAACCCUAAAAGAGAUUUCAUUCUUUGCUUCCUCCCUCUGUCUCGUCUCGCAAUGUGGAUUUCCGUCAUGCUCUCAUCGAUUCUUUCAUGUGCUUGCUGCGUUUUCAGUAGCAAGAUAAUAUGUUUCUGGUGGAUCUUUAGAUUCCUAACGGAAGCACUUCAUCUCAACAUGAUAUUCACUUUACCGACUUUGGAGAUUUGCCUGAUCAUGUUGGACAUUGCUUUUGGUAUCUCUAUCAACGUUCUUAGGAUAAAGCAGGAACCUUUCAAGAUCAGUUCUCUGGAGGAUCCACUUAUUGAGGAAGGUGAUGAUGAUCAAAGGCACAUUAGAAGUAGCAGCUGGUGGGAUUUAUUCACAUUUGGAUACAUCAGUUUAGUGAUGAAACAUGGAUCGACGAAGCAGCUCGAAUUCAAAGAUCUACUUCCACUUCCACCUGAUAUGGAUCCUUGUACAAGCUGUGAGAAUCUGUUGAGAUGCUGGCAACUUCAAGAAUGCAAUUACAGCUCAAAUCCUUCACUGUUCUGGUCAAUCUCUGGUGUGUAUGGAUGGCCAUAUCUUCGUCUUGGACUCUUGAAGGUGUUCAAUGAUUGCAUUGGCUUUGCAGGCCCAUUAUUACUCAACAGACUCAUCAAGUAUCUUCAAAAAGGUUCAGAAAGUUCAGUUGGCUAUACACUCGCUAUCUCCUUGGGCCUCACAUCUAUCUUUAAGUCCUUUCUUGAUACACAAUACACAUUUCGUCUCUCAAAGCUUAAACUGAAGCUACGUUCUAGUAUAAUGAGUGUCAUCUACAGAAAGUGUUUGUGGGUGAGCACAGCGAACCGGUCUGGUUUUUCAGAGGGAGAGAUUCAAACAUUUAUGUCGGUAGAUGCUGACAGGAUUGUCAACUUGUGCAACAGUUUGCAUGAUAUGUGGAGCCUGCCUUUGCAAAUUGGGAUAGCUUUGUAUCUUUUGUAUACUCAAGUCAAGUUUGCUUUUCUUUCUGGACUUGCAAUCACCAUCUUACUGAUACCUGUCAAUAAAUGGAUAUCUAUGCUGAUUGCUUCUGCUACAGAGAAAAUGAUGAAGCUAAAAGAUGAGAGGAUAAGAAAGACAGGAGAGCUUCUUACAAACAUCCGCACACUGAAAAUGUAUGGUUGGGAUAACUGGUUUGCUAAUUGGUUGAAGGAAACAAGAGCCACCGAAGUGACUCACUUAGCGACGAGGAAGUAUUUGGAUGCUUGGUGUGUUUUCUUUUGGGCAACGACACCAACUCUUUUUUCUCUUUGCACUUUUGGUCUCUAUGCACUGAUGGGUCAUCAACUUGAUGCAGCAACGGUUUUUACUUGUCUUGCUCUUUUUAAUAGCUUAAUCUCUCCAUUAAACUCGUUCCCAUGGGUCAUCAAUGGUCUCAUUGAUGCCUUUAUAUCCACCAGGCGUGUGAGCAAGUUUCUGCGUUGCUCGGAGCAUAGUAGAGAUUCCUCUAUAGAUUCUUGUUUCAUCUCUGAAGACUUAGCUGUGUUUGUAGAAGAUGCAUCUUGUAUUUGGUCAAGGGACGUUGAAGAGGAACACAACUUGAUUAUAAAACAAGUAAGCCUAAGAGUGCCAAAGGGAACAUUUGUUGCAAUUAUCGGUGAGGUUGGUUCAGGUAAAACAUCUUUGUUGAAUUCACUAUUAGGAGAAAUGCAGUGUGUUGAUGGAUCAAUACUACUAAAUGGCUCUGUUGCAUACGUUCCACAGGUCCCUUGGAUUUUAUCUGGAACUGUACGUGACAAUAUCUUAUUUGGGAAGACUUUUGACUCCAAAAGGUAUUUGGACACACUGAGUGCUUGUGCACUAGAUGUGGAUAUUUCGCUUAUGGUCGGAGGCGACAUGGCAUUUAUAGGCGAUAAAGGAGUUAACUUAUCUGGAGGACAGAGAGCUCGGCUUGCUUUGGCCAGGGCUAUUUAUCAUGAUUCAGACAUGUAUCUGCUUGAUGAUGUACUGAGUGCAGUUGAUUCACAAGUAGGAUCCUGGAUUUUGCAAAGAGCACUUGUUGGUCCUCUCUUGAACAAAAAGACUCGCAUUAUGUGCACUCACAACAUUCAGGCAAUAUCUAGUGCAGAUAUGGUUGUUGUGAUGGAAAAAGGAAAAGUGAAAUGGUCAGGAGCUGUUACUGAUAUGCCUAAAUCCAUCUCUCCAACAUUUUCUUUAUCCAACGAAUUUGAUAUGUCAUCCUCAAAGAGCUUAACCAAAAGACAAGAAUCUCUUUCUGUCAAUAAAGAUGAUGAAGCAGAUGAAGUUAGUGAGUUAGCUGCAGAUAUUGUCAAAGUAGAGGAAAGAAAAGAGGGCAGAGUUGAAGUAACUGUUUAUAGGAACUAUGCUGUGUUUUGUGGAUGGUUCAUCACAAUUGUAAUAUUACUUUCAGCUGUUUUGAUGCAAGCUUCUCGUAAUGGGAAUGAUUUGUGGUUAUCAUAUUGGGUUGAUAAGACAGGAAGAGGAGUAACACAUUACUCAACCUCGUUUUAUCUGAUGAUUCUCUCUAUCUUCUGCAUCAUUAACUCGAUAUUAACAUUGGUGAGGGCAUUCUCGUUUGCAUAUGGAGGACUAACAGCAGCAGUGCGUGUUCACAGUGAAUUAAUCUGUAAGCUUAUCAAUGCACCUACACAGUUCUUUGAUCAGACACCAAGUGGAAGAAUACUUAAUAGGUUUUCAUCUGAUCUAUAUACAAUCGAUGACUCUCUCCCGUUUAUUCUCAACAUUCUUCUAGCAAAUUUUGUUGGCUUGUUAGGGAUUGUUCUUGUAUUGUCUUACGUUCAGGUUCUUUUCCUACUUCUGCUUCUGCCAUUUUGGUAUAUAUACAGCAAGCUUCAGUUCUUCUACAGGUCAACAUCAAGAGAACUACGAAGGUUGGAUAGUGUUUCACGAUCACCAAUCUAUGCAUCUUUCACGGAGACACUUGAUGGAUCAUCAACUAUCAGGGCUUUUAAGUCUGAGGAUCAUUUCGUAGCUAGAUUCAUCGGGCACUUGACGUUAUACCAGAGGACUUCUUACUCAGAGAUCAUUGCAAGCUUGUGGCUCUCCUUGCGUCUUCAGUUGUUAGGAGCAAUGAUUGUCUUAUUUGUAGCUGUAAUGGCUGUGAUUGGCUCCCAAGGAAACUUUCCGAUUAGUUUUGGCACACCUGGAUUGGUGGGAUUGGCGCUAUCAUAUGCAGCACCAUUGGUUUCUUUGUUAGGAAGCUUCUUGACAAGCUUUACAGAAACAGAGAAGGAAAUGGUUUCUGUUGAAAGGGUUCUCCAAUACAUGGAUGUGCCUCAAGAAGAAGUCUCUGGUCGCCAAUCUCUUACCGGAAAGUGGCCGGUUCAGGGAUUGGUUGAGUUUCAUAAUGUGACAAUGAGAUACAUCUCAACUCUGCCUCCGGCUCUCAACAACAUCUCUUUCACAAUCCAAGGAGGAACACAUGUGGGAGUAAUCGGAAGAACUGGUGCCGGAAAAUCAUCGAUCUUGAAUGCCCUUUUCCGGCUAACCCCUGUUUGCAAUGGAGAUAUAAUUGUUGAUGGAGUUAACAUAAACCAUCUUCCAGUAAGAGAGCUUCGUUCUCGCCUUGCUGUUGUUCCUCAGAGCCCUUUUCUGUGUCAUGGAUCAUUAAGGGACAAUCUUGAUCCUCUUGGGUUGAGUGAGGAUUGGAGAAUCUGGGAGAUCUUAGAGAAGUGUAAAAUUAAGGCAGAGGUAGAGACUGCAGGAGGGUUAGAUUCGAAUGUAAAAGAAUCUGGAUGUUCUUUCUCUGUUGGGCAGAGACAGCUUUUGUGCCUCGCUCGGGCUCUGCUCAAGUCGUCCAAGAUCUUAUGCCUUGAUGAAUGCACAGCAAACAUCGAUGUUCAUACGGCUUCUUUACUGCAGAACACGAUCUCGAGCGAAUGCAAUGGCGUUACUGUGAUUACCAUCGCUCACCGCAUUUCGACGGUUCUUGAUUUGGACAGCAUCUUGAUUCUUGAUCGUGGAAUCUUGGUUGAACAAGGAGAACCACAGCGUCUUUUGCAAGAUGACUCUUCAAUUUUCUCAAGCUUUGUUAGUGCUUUAAAGUGA